AUGAUACAAUCGCAACAGCAAGUUUUAUUCCAACAACCACACACUCAGGCAAAUGUACAAACACAUGAACCUCCCGCCACCACUAGUAAACUAGCCGCUGACGGUCGACAAGUGCAACUCGUGGCCAUACCGCAAACAUCGGGACCCACUGCGGUGGUGGCUUCCACUAAUCAAACACCAACAGUACAACAACAACCCACCAAUGUAAUGGCUUCAAACAAUAACAGUGCCAAUAAUAGUAAUAAUAGUAAUAAUAAUAAUAUAUCGACGCCAGCAACUGCCACCAUACUACCACCACAUAUCACCGGUAUGCCCAGUAAUGUAUCGAUAUCGGUGGGUUCACCCGCAUCAGCAACUGCACUUAUUCAGCAACUCACCGGCAGUUUGACAUUGGCGGUAUCAGAGCACUGCGAACGUCUUAUAUUGCGGCACAAUCCAAAUCAACCACAGGAUCAGCAAUCGCAGCUAAUACUCCAAGCACUACUUAAAGGCGCAUUGCCAAAUGUGACAAUAAUCAAUGAGCCAACUAAACUGGAUAACAGUAAUAAUGGCGGCGGUGGCAGUAGUGGUGGUAACCAGCAAAAUAACCGCACGAAUGCGGGUGGAAUAAAUGCAAUAGCACCGACAUCGGUGAACAGUGCAUCACAGCCACAACAAACUAAGCCAGCGGUUGCGUCCAACACCGGGGCCAUAAGUAAAGUCACUCUGCCAACGCAUGUUUCUGCGCCUAUAGGAACGAAAACACCCACACUACAAUUGCAGUUCAAUGCUUCGCAAACACCGAUUUCCGGAGGUGCGUCUGCAGGAACAGUGGGAUCAACUCUUCAAUUACAAAUGCCGCAACAGUCGCCGCAACAAAGAGCGCUGGCACAACAGCAAGGCAUGAUUCAUUCUGCGCAGCAGUUGUUGCAACAGCAGCAGCAACAUCAACAGCAGCAGCAACAGCAACAACAACAACAGCAGCAGCAGCAGCAACAACAACUACAGCACCAGCAACAACAACAGCAGCAGCAGCAACAUCAACAACAACAACAACAGCAACAACAACAACUGCAGCACCUGCAACAACAACAGCAGCAACAACAACAACAACACCAACAGUCAAUGCUACCACAGCUGUCGCAAAUGAAUACGUUACUUGGUGCUGCAUCAUUAGCCGCUCAAGGCCAACAACGUUAUGUAUCGUUACCUAAAAUAAAUGCGGCAACACAGCAGAUAUUCUCUCUAAACAGCGAAACGAAUCAAAUCACUCCCAUUAGUCCGACGCAGACUGCUGCGUCAAUUGGCCCCACCGAACGUCUGCUGAUCGCGCCAGCCGGCAUCAAUGCUCAGCAAUUAGCACAGUGCCUGCAGCUGGGUCAAAUACAUUUCAACGAUGUGAAUCCGUUGCCACCCAGCACGCAGCCGCAACCCACGAUGAUGGCCAUGAAUCCGACACUGGCCAUUAAUCAGCAAGCAAUGCAACAACAACAGCAACGCUUACAGCCGCCGCAGCAGCAAAUAGUACACCCGCAACCCAUCCAACCACUAAGUAGUAUAGCAAGCAGCGUCAACACUAAUAGCACUAAUGCAACUACAAAUACGGUUACUAAGCAAGUGGCCAACGUGGCGCCCAUUAUUGAUCAGAGUAAAGCCAAGUUGGAGCCGACAAAAGUUGUAGCGCCAACAGGUGCCGUCGCAAAGAAGAAGCCAGUGCGUAAGCCGAAGGCUACCACUACAGCUGCCGACGUAGCCAGUGGCACUGCAGGCAUAAAAAAUGCGAGCGUCGUUAAGCCAAUGCCAAAAUUGGAUCCGCUGUCGCAGAAGCCGAACAAUAACCCCGUACAGAUCGUGCAGCCGAAUGUAGCCAGUGGCAAGCAAGUUGUCGCCGCAGGUGCUCCCGGUAAUUUAACGACAGCAGGCAACAACAGCAUACAACCCUUUCAGUCAAUGCAGCAAACGACGAAAUUGAUUGGCGUAACGGCGCCCAUGCAACAGCUGGGCGCCUCUGGAGCGAGCUCACAGCAACAGCAGCAGCAGCAACAACAACAGCAACAACCAACAAGCAGUGCACCAAUGAUGCUGCAGUCUCCAAAUGUUCGCGGCUUUGUCAGCAGUGCAAGCAUUACUGUUGGCUCAACUACAGCAACCAGCACCAGCGGCAUGGCUACCAGCAGUAGCGCGGUUACAAGCAGUAGCGCGGUUACAAGCAGCAGCAUGAUGAUGACGUCAUCGUCGACGACUCUGACGCCUAGUUUUAGUAAUAACGCGCCGCCGUCUCUUUCGGCUCUGAACUCGUCUAGCAAUGCAAGCGCAACACCACAGCAACCGCAGCAGCAGCAGGCAGCACAGCAGACUCAGCAACAACACACAGUGUCGCGUGUACAAACAAUUCAGCUGACGGCGCAACAGCAGCAGAUGUUUAAGCAAGUGCAAAUGCAAAUCCAAUUUCUGACUAUUAAGUUGCAGCAUAAAUCGUUGCUGAACUCACUGCCAUUGCCGCCCGAUUUUGACCCAGCCAUCAUCGCUGCAUAUGCCAAACCGAUGAGCGAUCCUGAGAUAAAUGUGGCACUGCAACGUCUGUAUACAGAGCAGCAGCGCAUAUUGGCCGCUGGCAAGGAAAUGCCUACGCCCGAAGCCUAUCUUCAAAUGCCUUCGAUGGGCAAUGGCGCAGGCAUUACACUAAUGACGCAGCCGACACUGAUGCAGCAACAGCAUGUAGGAGUAAGUAAAGCAAAUACAACGGGCAUACCGGCGAAUGUCGUGCAACCUAAUAACCACUCAUCCACCGUGACCAAUGCGAUGGGCAGUGCUGCAGCUGGUCAGCAGCUGCAGUCGCAGACACAGCCGCAGGCGCAGGCCGGAGUAACGCAUCGAAUUCACAUAUAUCCGAUGCAACAUCACCAAACAGUGCAGCAAAAUAAACAACAACAACAACAACAGUCCAAGUCGCAGCAAACACCAACAACUUCGCGUGGCAAAGACAACGCUAACACCAGUGGAAGGGGAAGCAAAACGCCAACACCCAACUUGCAGCAAAUAGCGCAGAAUUGCAACAGCAAUAGCACGUUGGUGCCCUUGAGCACACAGAAGCAGCAGCCAACACUGGUGCCAACAACAAAAGCGCCUGCUUUACACUAUCAGCAGCAACAAACGCAGCAACAGCAAUUCAUGCUACAAAAGCCAGUUCUAGUGAGCAACAUCAACAGCAGUAGUGCAAGUCUCAUGAACGGACCUCCGCCACUAGUUUUCUCUAAUCCGUUGAUUGCUGCCGCAGCCGCAACAACAAGCAGCGCUAUGCUUUUCACAUCUGGCCAAAAUGGUUUCUUGCAUGCCUUCUCGCAAGCGCCCGCCAACAGCCUAUCCACAAUAACGACCACCGCAGCACCAGCCAACACAGUUACAAGCCCAAGCAGCGCUAUCAAUACCACGACAACUGCAACCGUAACUUCAACUGCAGCAACAGCAACAUCAACAUCAGCAUCAACGUCUAAUUCUAAUAGUGCUGUCUGCACGAGCAUAUCUGCUGACACAACCACCAGCACAACGAUUACCACAACAACAACUGCGGUAGGUGCUGCGGUAACGUCAACCGAAAGUACGCCACCAUUGGAUACGCAAGCGCCACUUCAAGUGCCGAGAAGUAAUGCAUCGUUCGUGUCUGGCAGCAGCAACACCACCACCAGCACCACCACUACCCCCACAAUGUCCGCCACUACACUGGGCAUGCAUAUGAUCAAAUCAGAAGAGAACAUGGCGCCACAGCCGAAACUUGCACGUCUUUCUUUAUUUUUACGUCAAUUGGAGUUGGAUCAGCAGGCGUGCUUAAAACCUGACUACCUCAAUCCCUUUCAGGACAAAGAGGAGGCCGUAAAACGGUUAAUAAGGUAUCAUUGCAUGUAUGAGAGUGUUGAGGAUCUACCAUUUGAGGAUGAAGAGCGUUUCGAGCAGACGGCGAUGCAAUAUCAGGAAAAAUAUCACAAAAUUUCAACCAAAUACCAAAAGAUCUUGCAGCAGGAGUCAACGUUAGCUCAUCGUACAUCCGAAACUUGUCAAAUCCAACAAUUAAUGAUUGAUGAUCUGAGGACGGAAAUGGAGCAUUUACGAAAUUCGGAGCGUGAGCAAGCAUUGUAUGAGCAGCAAUUGCACCAACAACAACAACAAAAAGAUCUGCCGGAGCGCGAGCAAUUCGAACAAAAUGUUGAUCAAUUGCCGUCAGUCGAAAUGCAGGAAGUAAAGCAGGAACUCAAAGCUGUAAAAGACGAACUGCAGAUAGGCGGUGCUAAGAUAAGCGUAAACAUUGACACUGCACUUAAAACACUUGGAAUUAAAACUGAGCCUGGUGACAAUAGCAGUAGCAACGCCCAUUCAGGUUGCAAUGAAAACAAAGACGCAGCUCCAUCAUCGCCAGUUGUAGAUAAAUUUGACUUUUUAAAGCAAAGUAUAGCUAAUAACUCACCAACUAAUGACGGCAACAAGCAACAGCAUAUGCUGCAGAAUCAGAAUUUGGAGGAGCAGGAGCAUAAACAAAACGAAUUACUACCGAAAAAGGAAGAGAAACCCAGUUGGCAUAGUGCAGUGACAGCGACACCCGCAUCGUUUGAAAAUUCGAAUUCCGAUUCAGUCGAGUCAAAUGUGGGCAAUGGCAAAUUACCGGCAUCCAAUUUCUAUCCGUCCAGUAAAAAGCAGCUGAAUGGCACUAUUAAGCGAGAUACGGCGCCCCUAACUGCUCCGUGUACUUAUAUCAAGAAGGAGUUUGAAAAUUUCGAUAUUGAAUCAGAAAUAACACCGAGUUUUAUUAUGAAAAAAGUAGAACAUAAAGAUGUGUUGUCGUCACCACCACCAACGCAGCUGAAUACCGCCAAAAUGCAUUACAAGCAAGCCAGGGAAAAGACCGAGCGCAAUAAUGCGCAUGAUCAGCAGCAACAACAGCAACAGCCAAGGGUAGCGACAAGUGCGCCAGCGGGUAAUAGUUUUGCUGCACAAUAUUUGCAACACAAUUCGAAGCAACAACAGUUACAGCAGCAACAGCAACAUCAACAGCAGCAGUUUAAGCAGCAGCAACAGCAAUUGAAGCAGCAGCAGCAGCAGCAACAGCAACAACAACAACAAGAAGACGAUUGGCUAUGCUUGCAGAAAGAGUUAAAUCUUAUCAACACCGAAAAUAAAAUGCCAUUGCAGCAUUUGAAUAAUCUGCAGCAAGAGCAGCAGCAGCAGUCACAGCCUAUGAAGUCGCUCAAUCUCUUUGAGCGCUCGCCUAGCAAUGAUAGCGGCAGCAGCAUGGGCACAGUUAGCAGCGGACAAUCUGGUCACUUAAUAGAUCUCUUCCCCAAUGGUUGUAUAAACAAGAACACCCAAUUGAGCCCCAGUAGUAGUGACUCCACCCAACACCAUGAACAGCAGCAACAGCAACAAAACUGUGAUCAAGGCGUGCAGCCUACCAGUGACCACCACCAAAACCACCAACAAGAGCAAGAUUCACAUAACCAUAUGCAGUCAACACUCAACGAAUUCUUUGACUCCGGUGACGACAUGGCAGAUGUACAUAAGUCGGUAGAGACGCGCCUGGAGGCCAUGUUCGGCGAGUCUCCUGUUCAUUUGAGUAAAAGUGGCGGAAGCGAUUCGCAAGACAUUGAAGCUGGACUAGAUGAGAUUUUCGGCGAUGACAAAUCAAACGAUAGCAACACCGACUCUAAUUCGAAGCAGCAGCAACAACGUCUGUGGGAUAGUGAGCUUUCUGCAGCAAACAAUUUUAUGCGAGUCACAAACACCCAAGAGGGUGGGCUAUUUGGAAAUGAGCAGCAGCAAAUGCAACUCAAUCAGCAACACUUGCAACAAAGCUUGCAAUUAAAUAUCACUAACAGUUCAACACGUUGGAUGCAAAACAUCGAUGCUCCAUUUGGCGAGUUCAUAGCCAACUCCACCAAUGACUGCUCCGAGUCACGUAAAAGGCGUUGGAAUGCUGAAUUAAUGUCGCCCGAUGCGGACGAUACUCUCGAUGGUGCAAAGAAGAUGUGCCCAAUGUCUGGUUCCUCGAGCUCAUCAUCGCCUAUAUCAGCACAGCAACAGCAGCAGCAACACCAGCAAACCCAACAACAUCACGAAAGUAUUAUGGAGGCUGAUCUACUGUCGCUACAUGAUGGCAUACGUGUGGAGCCUGCCGCAGCACAAAUGUUGCAAAUGUCUGCUCAGCAGCAAGCUGUCUUCUGCCAAACACAGCAGCAGUUCAGUAAUUUAUUGGAUGGUGUAGAUCACCAUCAACAACAUUUUACUAGCGCACAACACCAACAGCAGCAGCAAUCUCACCUUCAGCAUAGCCAUCACCAUCUUAACCACCAACUUCACACACACUUACAAACGCAUAUGCAAAGCAAUCAUAUCGGUGGAGGCGACUUUGAUGAUGACAUAAGUCGGCAUGUGCAGAAUGCCAUUGACAGCAUUUUGAAUUUGCAAAACAGUGAAUCAGCAGACUCGCUCAACUUCUCGUUAGAUCAUUCGAUGGGCUCGUUGCUCGGCGACAGCAUACUUGACGAUAGACAACAACAACAAACGACGGUAAAUUGCCAAGAUGGCGUUAAACGAAGGCACCAUCACCUUGUCGACGAAUUGGGCGAUUGUCUGAUCAGCGGUGGCGGCAGUGGAGCAGCAGCAGGAGACAACGCAAGCACCAUACUUUUGGAUAGCACUCAAAAUCACCAUGCACAACAACAACAGCAAGCACUGCUAAAUCAAAACCAUCACCAGGGAAUGCAGCAAAACAAUCAUCAACAACAAACCCAACACUUGCAUCAGCAGCAACAAUCGAUGUUAAGUAACGAUUUCGGCUGCGUUGCAGCUGGUCUCGUCGACGAAGCGGUCAAAUCGAUAAUGACAUCCUGACAACUUACUACAGCGGAUCAGCAGCAGAAUCAACAACAACUGCAAGCGCUCGCAUCGAGACAACGCGCUGUAGCUAGAUCUACAACAACGGCAGCAGCAGCAAUAACGGCGAUUACAACUGGUGGCAAUAGUAUUGGCAACAAUCGUAACAACAUUGUAAAUACAGGAGUGAUACUAGAGUUUAAUACAAGUGCUUUAUGAGCUGUGCGUCGUAAAAGAAGCGCUUAGUACGGCGUAUGUGUCUUGUAAAAGAGAAGUGGAGAGUGCAGAGUAAGGCGCAUCGUUAAAAGAGCACAUUUGGAACCACAUGCAGCUAUAAAAAACGAGCAUUAUUCUACAUUUCUUAUUAUGCCGUAUUUCCACUGGGCAUUAAAUGACUAAAAUAUUUAAUGAUAAGUUUUGGCAUUACAAACAAAUCGGUAUACCUACUUUCUGUCGGCCGCUGUGGCGUAGUGGUAAGCAGUGCGCGCUUUCACUCCCCUGCGCCUCGGGUCAAAGCAACAU
Molecule: messenger RNA, 7362 nt
Organism: Rhagoletis zephyria (snowberry fruit fly)
Lineage: Eukaryota; Metazoa; Arthropoda; Insecta; Diptera; Tephritidae
Source: RefSeq, a predicted model, not a curated record